UUUUUCGUUCAAUCAGAACGCUCUGAUACAGCCAAUACGAUCUGUGGAGCUAGACACUAUAUAAAUCGACAGGUAGCCUUCACCGAAGCAUCAGACAGCUUUUAACCGCCGGGUUUGAAGGGUUGAUCUGUUCUGUUGUUGACCUUGUGCAGGGCAGUCCAGAGAUUGACUUCGUCUUCCGAUUUCGAAUACUUUUUAUUUAAAAGGCAGAGAGCUUGCUCCUGCGAUAUAACCAUCCAAGAUGAACAUCGACUUCAAUGAUCCCGAUUUCCAGUAUCUUGCGGUAGAUCGUAAGAAAUUGUUGAAAGAGCAGACAGCUCCAUUUGACGGCAAGAAAAACUGCUGGGUACCCGAUGAGAAGGCAGGAUUCGCAGCCUCAGAAAUCCAAUCCUCAAAGGGUGACGACAUCACAGUGAAGAUCCUUGCCGACAAUUCUACCAGGACCGUGAAGAAGGAUGACAUUCAGCAAAUGAACCCACCUAAGUUCGAGAAACUCGAGGAUAUGGCCAACAUGACCUACCUCAACGAAGCCUCCGUAUUGCACAACCUGAGAUCCAGAUACACCAGUGGUAUGAUCUACACAUACUCUGGACUUUUCUGUAUCGCGGUCAACCCCUACAGACGUCUGCCCAUCUACACUGACAGCGUCAUCUCUAAGUACAGAGGAAAGAGGAAGACUGAGAUCCCUCCCCAUCUGUUCUCUGUUGCUGACAAUGCCUACCAGAACAUGGUAACAGAUCGUGAAAACCAGUCCUGUUUGAUCACUGGCGAGUCUGGUGCUGGUAAGACUGAAAACACCAAAAAAGUAAUCAUGUACUUUGCUAAAGUAGCAUGUGCCCCUAAAAAGAAGACCGACGAGGAGGAAGCUGAUAAGAAGGAGGGAAGUCUUGAAGACCAGAUUAUCCAGGCUAACCCUGUGCUGGAGGCUUAUGGUAAUGCCAAGACCACCCGUAAUAACAAUUCAUCUCGAUUCGGUAAAUUUAUCCGUAUUCACUUCGGUCCCACUGGCAAAAUCGCCGGAGCUGAUAUCGAGACAUACUUGCUUGAGAAGUCCAGAGUAACAUACCAGCAGUCUGCUGAGAGGAACUACCACAUUUUCUACCAAUUGUGCUCAAACGCCAUUCCCGAGCUCAAUGAAAUAAUGCUGCUCACCCCUGACUCCGGUCUCUAUUCCUUCAUCAACCAGGGUUGUUUGACUGUUGAUAACAUUGAUGACGUAGAGGAGCUCAAACUUUGUGAUGAAGCUUUCGACAUUCUCGGCUUCACAAAGGAAGAAAAGCAGUCUAUGUUUAAGUGUACAGCAUCCAUUUUGCACAUGGGUGAAAUGAAGUUCAAACAGAGGCCCCGUGAGGAACAGGCUGAAUCUGAUGGAACUGCUGAGGCCGAGAAAGUUGCCUUCCUUUUAGGUAUCAAUGCUGGCGAUCUCUUGAAAGCUUUGUUGAAACCCAAAGUAAAGGUCGGCACUGAAAUGGUCACGAAGGGUCAGACUCUGAACCAGGUCGUCAACUCCGUUGGUGCUUUGGCCAAGUCCCUGUACGAUCGUAUGUUCAACUGGUUGGUAAAGAGAGUCAACAAAACUCUUGACACCAUGGCCAAGAGGAACUACUACAUCGGUGUACUUGAUAUCGCUGGUUUCGAAAUCUUCGACUUCAACAGCUUCGAGCAGUUGUGCAUCAACUACACCAACGAGAGACUGCAACAGUUCUUCAACCACCACAUGUUCAUCCUUGAGCAGGAAGAGUACAAGAAGGAAGGAAUUGAAUGGGAGUUUAUUGACUUUGGUAUGGAUCUGCAGGCGUGUAUCGAAUUGAUCGAGAAGCCUAUGGGCAUCUUGUCCAUCCUUGAGGAAGAGUGCAUGUUCCCCAAAGCUGACGACAAAUCCUUCCAGGAUAAGUUGUACUCGAACCACAUGGGCAAGAAUCCCAUGUUCACCAAGCCUGGCAAGCCUACUAGGCCAAACCAGGGCAUGGCUCACUUUGAGCUCCACCAUUAUGCCGGAAACGUGCCAUACAGCAUCACUGGAUGGUUGGACAAAAACAAGGAUCCCAUCAACGAGAACGUUGUCGCCCUCUUGAGUGUAUCCAAGGAGCCUCUUGUGGCCGAGCUCUUUAGGGCUCCUGAAGAACCUGCUGGCGGUGGUAAGAAGAAGAGGGGCAAGUCUGCUGCUUUCCAGACUAUCUCUGCUGUCCACAGGGAGUCUCUGAACAAGCUUAUGAAAAACUUGUACAGCACCCACCCUCACUUCGUGCGUUGCAUCAUUCCCAACGAAUUGAAACAGCCAGGUCUUAUUGAUGCUGAGCUCGUACUUCACCAGCUCCAGUGUAAUGGUGUACUUGAAGGAAUCCGUAUCUGUAGGAAGGGAUUCCCCAGCAGAUUGAUCUAUUCUGAGUUCAAACAGAGAUACAGUAUCCUGGCCCCCAAUGCUAUCCCUCAAGGAUUCGUUGAUGGCAAGACCGUGUCAGAAAAGAUCCUUACCGGUCUUCAGAUGGAUCCCACCGAGUACCGUCUUGGUACCACCAAGGUGUUCUUCAAGGCCGGUGUACUCGGUAACCUUGAGGAGAUGCGUGACGAACGUUUGUCAAAGAUCAUCUCCAUGUUCCAGGCCCACAUCCGUGGUUACCUCAUCCGUAAGGCUUACAAAAAGCUCCAGGACCAGAGAAUUGGUCUCUCCGUGAUCCAGCGUAACAUCAGGAAAUGGUUGGUUCUCCGUAACUGGCAAUGGUGGAAACUAUACGCCAAGGUCAAACCUCUUCUCAGCAUCGCCCGUCAAGAGGACGAGAUGAAGGAACAAUUGAAACAGAUGGACAAAGUGAAGGAAGAUCUUGCCAAGAGCGAUCGCAUCAAGAAGGAACUUGAGGAGCAAAAUGUUACCCUUUUGGAACAGAAGAACGACCUCUUCCUUCAGCUUCAGACCAUUGAGGACUCAAUGGGCGAUAAGGAGGAACAGGUUGAGAAACUUAUCAUGCAGAAAGCUGACUUCGAGGCUCGGCUCAAGGAACUGGAAGAACGACUCUUGGACGAAGAAGAUGCAUCUGCUGAUCUUGAGGGCAUCAAGAAGAAGAUGGAACAGGACAAUCAAAAUCUUAAAAAGGAUAUUGGAGAUCUUGAGAACACCCUCCAGAAGGCCGAGCAGGACAAAGCCCACAAGGACAAUCAAAUAUCCACCCUACAGGGAGAGAUGGCCCAGCAAGAUGAACAGAUCGGCAAACUCAACAAGGAAAGGAAAGCUCUUGAAGAGGCCAACAAGAAGACGGGCAAUGCUCUCCAGGCUGAGGAGGACAAGUGCAAUCACCUAAACAAAUUGAAGGCCAAGCUUGAACAGACUCUUGAUGAGCUCGAGGAUAACCUUGAGCGCGAGAAAAAGGUUCGUGGUGAUGUUGAGAAGGCCAAGCGUAAGGUUGAGCAGGACCUGAAGUCCACCCAGGAGACCGUUGAUGAUCUUGAACGUGUCAAGAGGGAGCUUGAGGAGAACGUAAGGAGGAAGGAAGCUGAGAUCAGCACCUUAAGCUCCAAGCUCGAGGACGAACAGAACCUUGUCAGCCAACUCCAGAGAAAGAUCAAGGAACUCCAGGCCAGAAUCGAGGAGUUAGAGGAAGAACUUGAAGCCGAAAGGAACGCCAGGGCUAAGGUUGAGAAGCAGCGCGCUGAACUUAACCGUGAGUUGGAAGAGCUCGGCGAGCGUCUUGAUGAGGCUGGCGGUGCCACAUCUGCCCAGAUUGACCUCAACAAAAAGAGGGAGGCUGAACUUCUUAAGAUCCGUCGUGAUCUUGAGGAAGCUUCUCUCCAGCAUGAGGCUCAAAUCUCUGCCCUCCGCAAGAAGCACCAGGAUGCCGCCAACGAGAUGGCCGACCAGGUUGAUCAACUCCAGAAGGUCAAGUCCAAGCUCGAGAAGGACAAGAAAGAUAUUAAGCGCGAAAUGGAUGACCUCGAGACUCAGUUGAUUCACAACUCGAAAAACAAGGUACCAUGCCUGGUUAUGACCAAGCAUUUCACGAGGACACAAAAUGCGCUCGGCGCAUGUCCUCUUCGACUCCUUCCAACCACGUUGUCCUUACCGAGCAUGUAUCGAACAGGACUUGUCCUAUCAGAAGAUUAUAUAUAUCCAUAGUUUGUCCUUCCUUUACUCCGUUUG
Messenger RNA from Mizuhopecten yessoensis (Yesso scallop), 4132 nucleotides. RefSeq names its product myosin heavy chain, striated muscle-like. The coding region runs from base 242 to 4108 and encodes 1288 amino acids. The transcript has 25 exons. Gene Ontology annotation, cellular component: myosin complex. The record is from RefSeq and is a predicted model, not a curated record. Gene Ontology annotation, molecular function: cytoskeletal motor activity; actin filament binding; ATP binding. NCBI's taxonomy places the organism in Eukaryota, Metazoa, Mollusca, Bivalvia, Pectinida, Pectinidae.